UGGUCGAUCGGCAUUUUCAUGGGGAGGUGCAUUAGCACCACCGGAAGAAGGUGAAGAACGUCCACGACGUGCACGAAGCGACAUGGAUAGCGAAGAUAAAACUUCACCGGUCACAUUGACGAGAUGUCCACUUGAUGCUGUUUCGUUGUCAGGAAGUUCGUCAGUAUCGCAUGCUUCCGGAGGUGAUGAGGAAGUUCGCCGUUUAAUGGAUAAAAUUGAGAAAAACGUGCUUACUGAUGGAGAUAGUGAUCUGGAGGCCAGUAAUUUACUAUUAUUGCUGUUAAUAUUAUUAAAAGUUGAUUAA
This is a messenger RNA of Loa loa (African eye worm), 304 nucleotides long. RefSeq lists its product as hypothetical. The transcript is spliced from 2 exons. Bases 83 to 304 code for a protein of 73 amino acids. Lineage: Eukaryota; Metazoa; Nematoda; Chromadorea; Rhabditida; Onchocercidae. The record is from RefSeq and is a predicted model, not a curated record.